This is a messenger RNA of Fusarium venenatum, 4308 nucleotides long. NCBI's taxonomy places the organism in Eukaryota, Fungi, Ascomycota, Sordariomycetes, Hypocreales, Nectriaceae. The record is from RefSeq and is a predicted model, not a curated record.
AUGCCAACCGUGAAACGACACAAGGGCAGCGGCGCCGCCAAAGCGCAGCAACAGAGCGAACCCAAGCCCAAGUCUACCGAUGGCCGGCCGACCCCAGCGGAGGUAGAGGAAGAGGAACAUCAGUUCGUUCAACUUGCGCGAAAGCAUUGGUUGAAGUCCGGCAAGAAGCCUGCAAAGCCGAAGGUCAAGAACGAUGUUCUGAAGCAGCAUAUCUGGGAUGUACUCGAACGCGAGGGCUUCCAGUACAAGCCUCUCUUGCUUCUUGAGAGUCUGCAGGCUCUAGAAAGCUAUUUGUGGCCUGGCUACAAUGAAGAAGCUUCCAAUUUUCACGUUUUGUUGAUUGCGCUCAUCACAAAUGUCAAGCACCGGGAGCAUCUUGCGACAUGGACGCUUUUCGAGGAUCGACCCGCCGAGUUUUCUUCCCUCUUUCGCCGACUCUUGUCCAUGAUGAUCGAUCGAACACUAUCUGUUACCCUUCGAACGCAACUUCUGUGUUUCUUCAUCUAUGCAUUCCAGAGUCUCGAUUGCACUCUUAUCCGAAAGGAAUGCGCCCCUCUUGUGUCGAUUGGGAUCUGGCACAACUUGUCGACCGAACAGUCUCGUGAAGCUAGCCUCGAGCAACUUCCUCAUCUACGAAAGGCCUGGAAGGCUGCGCACAAGCGAUACGACGCGGCUGAUGAGCAAAACAAGGCGCGACUACGUUUUGAACGGUCCUGGCUUUAUACACUCCUUCUUGACUUCCUAGGUCUGCUUUACACGCAAAAUAGUAAAGCAGACCAAGUGUUGUACUGCGAGCGGUUCACCGAGUUUCUCACUGAUCUCCAAAGCCAACUUCCGACAAGGCGCUAUGUCAAUGCCUUGGUCCAGGAUCUACACAUAAUACCUGCUGCAAGAUUAUCACCAAUGUUUAAUGAUGAGGAGAAUACACUGAUUCGCGACCUACAAGCUCUCCUAUCUCAUUUCACUUUCUUCGACAUCAAUAAUCAGACAGGUGCUCAAUACAGCAUAAAAGAGGCAUAUGACAAGCAUUGCGAAUCGCUUGCAAAAUUGCAACGCACUGCCUUGAAACAUUUCCGAGAAAAGUUGACUGUCUUAGCCUUGUCCAACUAUGGCGCUGUUGACCAGAGGCAAGAAUUGGAGGCCUUGCUCCAGCCCUUGACAGACGAAGAGCUUAUGGAGCUGGUUUCGCUGCUAGGUUUCCGAACAGUAUACCCUGACAGCCUCAGCCUCCCCAUUGACCGCAAGCUGCUAUUAGAAGUUGUCCUGUCCAACUUUGAGCGCAGGAAAACGUUCCAAGAGGCUGCUCGACAUAUGAGUCUGGCGCCAACAGAAGAGACUUUGUUUGACAGCAGCUUUCAACAAGCCGAGUCUUACGACGGAUCGCAUCCUAUGGCUCUGCCUAAACUCAAUCUGCAAUAUCUCUCCGUGGGCGACUUUCUGUGGCGAGCUCUUGUCCUUUACCGAUGCGAGUCUUUCUACGGAGUUCGUAAAGAUAUCGAGACUGCCCUACGGCGCUUACGUCCUGAGUCGAAGCGAUCAGAUGAAACCAAUUUCGCGGGGUUUUCAAAGAUGGCUAUACCCAUCUCGAAACCGGCUAUUCUGGAGGUUGUGCCACCUCUGGUGGGAGACGACAAACCAUCAACGGUACGCGCUGAGGUUUCAUUCGACGUCCGGCGGCUAGGAGAAGGCGUUCGCAGAGAAUGGGACUCUCUCAGGCAAGACGAUGUUGUUUUCCUCAUUGCAGUCGAACCAUCGCCCACAAAGUCUGCCGGUAAUGGCGGAGAGAAUCUCUCCGAAUCUGAGCGACUGGGUGUGAUUACUGUACGAACGGCUGAAAUCCACCAAAUCACUGACGAUAAGGGUCGCCAGGUUCGAGAUGGAGCUGGAACUCUUGACAGCAAGCGUCGCAUCCAGCUCAAGCUCGACCCUCAAGCUUAUAGCAAAGAUGCUGAGCGGGCGGCCGCUGGGAAGCCUGAUGUGUAUGGCAAGAUCAACCUACUACUUAGACGAGGCAGGAGGGAGAACAACUUCAAGCCCGUACUAGAAUCAAUUCGGAAUUUGGUGCUAUCUGAUGUACCUCUGCCGGAAUGGCUCCAUGAGGUGUUCCUUGGUUAUGGCGACCCAGCAGGGGCUUAUUAUAAAAACCUACCAAAUCGCGAACGCAAGGUAGACUUCAGGGACACGUUUCUUGACUGGCAGCAUCUUGCUGAGAGUCUACCUGGCAAGAUCAUCGACCCGGGCGAUGAUGUUUCUGGAAGCUUUGGGCCACCGUAUGUGCUCGAAUCUGUCGAGAAACAGAUCGAACCCCCAUCUACUAAGCCUUCCAAAAAGCGACGCCGAGAUGCUGACCCUGCCCUUAUCGCUGAAAUUGAGACGUUAAAGGUGUCAAGUUACAAGCCACCCAGCAAUGGGCCAUAUCCCAUUGAUAACCCAAAGCUCAACUCAGUGCGAUUUACCCCCGCUCAGAUCGAGGCUAUCACCUCCGGCACUCAGCCUGGAUUGACCGUCAUUGUUGGUCCCCCUGGCACAGGCAAAACAGAUGUAGCCACACAGGUGAUCAACAACAUUUACCACAACUAUCCUGAGCAGAAGACGUUAUUACUCGCACAUAGUAACCAGGCCCUCAACCAACUAUUUACGAAGAUCGUUGCGCUGGAUAUCGAUGAGCGACAUCUAUUGCGCCUGGGACACGGUGAAGAAGACCUUGAUACAGAAGGAAAUUUCAGCAAACAUGGUCGAGUCGAAUCUUUCCUAGAGAACCGAGACCGCUAUCUUCUCGAAGUGAGGAAGCUAGCAACCAGCCUUGGCGCACCGGGAGCCCAUGAGAAUUCGGCCGAGACGGCUGGAUAUUUUAACAACGUUUAUGUUGUUCCUGCAUGGAAUAGGUUUCAACUAGUCGCCAGUGACAAUGCUUCUACCGUUUCUGAUAUUGUGGAAGCCUUCCCAUUCCACGCAUAUUUUUCUGAUGCCCCCCAGCCUCUCUUCUCCCCCGAGGGAGACAAAGAACAGGCUCUAGAGGUAGCCAAGGGUUGCUAUCGUCACAUUUCCAAGAUAUUCUUAGAGUUGGCCGAUGCACUUCCUUUCGAGAUCCUUCGACGAGACCGCGACAAGGCAAAUUACCUUUUAACCAGCGAGGCUCGUAUCAUUGCAAUGACAACAACACACGCCGCUAUUAGAAGAGGUGAGAUUGCAUCGCUGGGCUUCCAGUAUGACAACGUGGUGAUGGAGGAGGCUGCUCAAGUAACCGAAAUCGAGACAUUCUUGCCUUUGGCUAUGCAGAAACCUCGUAACGGCAAGAUGGGCCUUCAAAGAGUUGUUCUAUGUGGAGACCACUUCCAAAACUCCCCAGUCAUCCAGAGCUUGGCGUUCCGUCACUACGCCAACCUUGAACAAUCACUGUUCUCGAGACUGGUCAGACUAGGCGUGCCGACAGUCGUCCUCGACCAACAAGGACGUGCCCGUGCAUCGAUAGCGAGCCUUUACCAAUGGCGUUACCCCAAGCUCGAUAACCUCCCCACCGUGCAGACAAGUCCCGAAUUUAUCAAGGCCAACGCUGGAUUUAAGUACGACUAUCAGUUUAUCAAUGUGCCUGACUACAAGGGUCAGGGCGAGGCUGAACCUACGCCUCACUUCAUUCAGAAUCUAGGAGAAGCCGAGUACGUAGUUGCGAUCUUCCAAUACAUGCGUCUCCUCGGAUAUCCCGCCGAGAAGAUCACCAUUCUCACAACUUAUGCUGGCCAGCGAGCUCUCGUAAAGGAUGUGUUGUCUCACAGAUGCGGCCGAAAUUCAGUUUUUGGCCUGCCAAAGGCGGUAGCUACGGUUGACAAAUAUCAGGGCGAGCAGAACGAUUAUAUCAUUCUGUCACUUACCCGAACAUCGCGUGUGGGUUAUCUACGCGAUGUGCGACGCAUGACGGUAGCUCUGUCCCGAGCACGACUUGGACUGUACAUCCUUGGUCGCCGUGAGGUCUUUGAGGCCUGCCCUGAACUCCGACCCGCUUUUGACUUGUUACUGCAGAGGCCAGACAAGCUUAUGCUUGUAACAGGGGAGCUUUGGCCUACACCAAGGGAAGUUACAGAGGAGCCCGGCGCAGUCGAAGGCGAGGUACCAAUGGAAGGAGUCGAGCACCUGGGCCAGUAUGUCUUCGAAAUGACCAAGACGAAAAUGAAGCAGCUUCAGGAGGAGCUAGGGGAACCCAUCAUUGAAGAGGAGUUCGAGAACGGAGAAGGAGAAUACGGUAAUGGUGAAGAGGAUGACGAAGAAGACGAUGUUGAAGCAGAUAUCUUGGAAGUUCGGGAGGGAGAGUGA